This is a messenger RNA of Arvicola amphibius (Eurasian water vole), 4196 nucleotides long. RefSeq names its product zinc finger protein 606. Gene Ontology annotation, molecular function: RNA polymerase II cis-regulatory region sequence-specific DNA binding; DNA-binding transcription repressor activity, RNA polymerase II-specific. The coding region runs from base 889 to 2994 and encodes 701 amino acids. The transcript has 6 exons. Lineage: Eukaryota; Metazoa; Chordata; Mammalia; Rodentia; Cricetidae. The record is from RefSeq and is a predicted model, not a curated record. Gene Ontology annotation, cellular component: nucleus. Gene Ontology annotation, biological process: negative regulation of transcription by RNA polymerase II.
CCCUGGUUGUUUAAUUCUCAGGGAUGGCAGCUAUCAACCCGUGGCCCUCUUGGGGUGCCCUUAUGGACCAGUCUUGGGGGAUGGCAGCUGCUGACUCUUCUGCUUCCUGGGGUGAGUCAACAACCUGUAUGCUCAACUGUGCUGUCUGUCAUGUAAUAUCCUCUUGCUUCUGUGAUCUGCCAUAGCUGGGGUUAGAGCUGGUAGUCCAGCUCUCACUCUACAGCGUUAGAACAAAGAGGAAUCAGAAAAGAGGACAUCUCUAGGACAGAUAACAUGAGAAUCAAUGUCUAGACACUUAGGGUUCAGACCCAGAAAGGUUGUGAAAAGUGCUUCCUCAGAGAUGGUUCCUCAUAGCAUAGGAGAGUGGGGAGUCACAUGUUGUCACUUUCUUCAAGUCCCAUUUCCUUCAUCUGUGGGGUGAGGAAGUAGCUUUCUUCCUUAUGUGGGAUGGUAGGAGCAGGGGCAGGGCCUAGCCUUCUUCAUAUCCAUAGGGUACAUGAACUUCUGGCAGGAGGAGGUACCUCCGUGACUUCUUUUUUCUUUCCUAGCUCUGUGCCCUCAGGAUCCAGCAUGGCACAUAGAGGGAAGCCCCGAGGAGGAAGAAAGAAGGGCAGCUGGGCUUGCAGUAGCCCAAAUCCAGGGUACAAGAUCAUUGUUCCACAGCAACUCAUGUAUUCAGAACCAGAUUCAGGCUGAUGCUGUGUAGUAUACUCCGUACUUGCUGUGAGAACAAGAACAGAUGCGAGCCUUUACCCUGAGGACCUAACAGGCCACUUUCCAAGGUGGUUCACUCAGGAACCAGUGACUUUCAAGGAUGUGGCUGUGGCCUUCACCCAAGAAGAAUGGAGGCAGCUAGACCUUGUUCAGAGGACCCUGUACCGCGACGUGAUGCUGGAGACCUAUGCACACCUACUCUCUGUGGGGAAUCAGAUUGCUAAGCCAGAAGUCAUCUCCCUGUUGGAACAAGGAGAAGAGCCUUGGUCAGUGGAGCAAUCAUAUCCCCAAAGUACUUGUCCAGAGUGGAUGAGAAAUAUUGAAAGCAAAACAUUGGUUCCAGCACAGAGUAUUUUUGCAGAAGAACAAUCCAAUGGAAUGGCAUUAGAAAGAUAUAUAUGGAAUGAUCCUUGGCUCUCCAGGCUAGGAGUUUUGGGAUGUAAAGACCAAUUAGAAAUGUAUCGCAUGAAUCAGAGUACAGGUAUGAGACAAAUGGUCUUCAUGCAAAAACAAGUACUUUCUCAACGAUGUUCUGAAUUCUGUGAACUUGGCACAGAGUACAGCAAAAGCUUAAACUUGAUUCCAUCUCAGAGAGUUUCUCAAUUAGAACAUUUCUAUAAACCUGAUGCACAUCUUGAAGGUUGGAGAUGUAAUUCAGCUAUAAUGUAUGCAGAUAAGGUUACCUGUGAAAAUAAUGAUUAUGACAAAGCCUUCUGUCAAUCUCUUCAGCCUGUUUACCCUGCAGGAAUGCAAACUGGAGAUAAUCUGUUUAAAUAUACUGAUGCUGUGAAAUCUUUUAAUCAGAUUAUACAUUUUGGUGAUCAUAAAGGAAUACAUACAGGAGAAAAACUCUAUGAAUAUAAGGAAUGCCACCAAAUCUUUAACCAGAGCCCACCACUUAAUGAACACCCAAGGCUUCAAAUCGGAGGAAACCAGUAUGACUAUAAAGAGUAUGAAAAUAUCUUUUACUUCUCAUCUUUCAUGGAACAUCAAAAAAUUGGUAGUGUAGAAAAAGCAUAUAGAUACAACGAAUGGGAGAAAGUGUUUGGGUAUGACUCACUACUUGCUCAGCAUACAAGCACUUACACUGCAGAGAAGCCCUAUGAAUAUAACAAAUGUGGAGCAUCUUUUAUUUGGAGCUCUUACCUUAUUCAGCAUAAGAAAACUCAUCCUGGAGAGAAACCCUAUGAAUGUGAUAAAUGUGGAAAAGUUUUUAGGAACCGUUCAGCCCUUACUAAACAUGAGCGGACUCACACUGGAAUAAAGCCCUAUGAAUGUAACAAAUGUGGAAAAGCCUUCAGUUGGAAUUCUCAUCUUAUUGUCCACACAAGAAUUCAUACAGGAGAGAAACCUUAUGUAUGUAAUGAAUGUGGGAAAUCUUUCAACUGGAACUCCCAUCUUAUUGGACAUCAGAGAACUCAUACUGGAGAGAAACCUUUUGAGUGUACUGAAUGUGGGAAGUCUUUUAGUUGGAGUUCCCAUCUAAUUGCCCAUAUGCGAAUGCAUACUGGAGAGAAACCCUUUAAGUGUGAUGAGUGUGAAAAAGCUUUUAGGGAUUAUUCAGCCCUUAGUAAACAUGAACGAACUCACUCUGGAGCAAAACCAUAUAAAUGUACUGAGUGUGGAAAGUCCUUCAGUUGGAGUUCCCAUCUUAUUGCUCACCAGAGAACUCACACAGGAGAGAAACCCUAUAACUGUCAAGAAUGUGGCAAAGCUUUCAGAGAACGCUCAGCUCUUACUAAACAUGAAAUUAUUCAUUCUGGAAUUAAACCCUAUGAAUGUAAUAAAUGUGGAAAAUCCUGUAGCCAGAUGGCUCAUCUUGUGAGGCAUCAAAGGACUCAUACUGGAGAAAAACCCUAUGAAUGCAAUAAAUGUGGAAAGUCCUUCAGUCAGAGCUGUCACCUUGUUGCCCAUCGGAGAAUUCAUACUGGUGAGAAACCCUAUAAAUGUAAUCAAUGUGAAAGAUCCUUUAAUUGUAGCUCUCACCUUAUUGCACACCGGAGAACUCAUACUGGAGAGAAACCAUACAGGUGUAAUGAAUGCGGGAAGGCAUUUAAUGAGAGUUCUUCCCUUAUUGUACACUUGAGAAACCAUACUGGAGAGAAACCCUACAAAUGUAAUCACUGUGAAAAAGCUUUUUGUAAGAAUUCUUCCCUAAUUAUCCAUCAGAGGAUGCAUAGCGGAGAGAAACGCUUUAUAUGUAAUCAGUGUGGAAGAGCCUUUAGUGGUCAUUCAGCCUUACUUCAACAUCAGAGAAAUCAUGGUGAAGAGAAACUGUAACUAAAUUGGUCAGAGACUUUUCUUUUAUUGUGUUUGACCACAUACAAUAAAAACAUACAACAGUGGGAGAAAAAAGCCUACAAGUAUUACUGAGAGGGAAGUUUUUCAUCAAAAAUUCAGUAAGACUGUCUUUAUUAUACAACAGAAGUCUCUCUUUGGAAGAAACCUCAUGAGUGACAUUAAAAACAGCUCCCAAGCUUCUUGUGUGAUCCACAAGGAGUCAGUAUUUGAGGAACAUGAUUGGGGAAUGAGUCCUUCCAUCAAGAGCUCUUAUUGGUAGAUCGGUAUAAAUUAUUAUGGGGAAAGUCGUGCCAUGAAGAGUGUUUUGGCUGGAAAGACACUGCCUGGACUACCAGAUGGAAAGCUUUACGUUAACAUUUUGUGCAUAAUUAUAGAAACAGGUUUGCUAUUACAAGGGAAGGGACUAGGUGCUGUUUAAGGGAUAGAAUGUGGAAUACUAAAUCUGAAUUUAAGAAAAAAAAACUAGUGCAGUAUUGAGUGGGGGUAUUUACUGUUGAUCAAGGUUAACUUCUUUAGAAAAAGAUUAGUAAAGGAGAUCACUAAGGAUAGAAGAUAGAAAUGCUGUUGCCUAGAAAUAUGAGACUGAGUUUUGAAACAAAGUGAUAGUUAAUAAUCUAGUGUGUCAGUGUCCAUUGAUACUUAUCAAUGAAUUGUUGGGCAGUUAGUUUAUAAUUUUUUUAGGCAAUCACUAUAAAUUAUAAUUGUGGACACUGGAGACAUAUAAGAGAAUGAACAACCAUAAGGGUACAAUUGUUUAUAAACAUCUAUUGUAACAACUAAAAAUGUGUUUGAAUAAAGUCCUCUUAGAUUCAUGGAGACAUUAACCCAGUUAAUUAAUUAAUUAUUUUUUUAGUUUAGUUUUUGUUUUUCUUUUACAAAUACAUAAACACUCACCAUGUGCUUGGGUUUUUAAACGUUUUUAAAAAUAUUAACUUGUUUAUUCAAUUCCCAUAACUCUGUAAAGUAGGCUUUGUUGCUAUCCCAAUUUUACAAAUGGAUAGAUAGAAACAGAGAUGUUGAAUCACUUACCCAAGGGACACAGUUAGUAAAGUGUACAGUUGAAAUUGUUUGGCUCCAGAAUCUGUGUUUUUAACUACUGUGUUUUCUCACUUUUGUUCAUUGUUUUUAUAAUAAAUAUUUGAUAAUAAAAUUCAAGAAAAUCCUCAGUAAUGAAAAAUGAA